This is a messenger RNA of Ectocarpus siliculosus, 4764 nucleotides long. NCBI's taxonomy places the organism in Eukaryota, Phaeophyceae, Ectocarpales, Ectocarpaceae. The record is from the annotation of a GenBank genome assembly.
AUGAUGCUCAACGUUUCCGCCACCCUCUCCCCCUCUCGCAAGAAGGACACUCGGACCCAGGUGCGGGAGCAGCUGGAGAAGGAACACGCCGGAGUUUCGCCCUGUAUCAAGAACCAACUCCGCGCAGUCUACUCGCCGCUGAGCGGCAGCAAGAACGCCCCACAGGGCGACACCGUCAAGAAGACCCUUCUGGACAUGUACGCCGACGUCGGGACCCCGAUCGGCCGCUUCUCUCUGGAGAGCGGACUCGGGUUCGACUUCUCGCCCUCCAGCGGCGCCAACCACUCCGUUCAGUCCGCCAUCAUCACCGUCGACUCGCCCGCCACCGCCGGAUCUUCUUCCAGCGUCGUCGGCCACGAUGAUGAUGGUGACCUCCACCAGGAGGAGGAGCAGGAGGAGCAGCAGGGCGAAGGGCCAACCUCCGUGCCCAGCCCCCCGCUGCCAUCGUCAGGCGCAGUCGCCGUGACGGACGAUGAUAAAGCCGCCUGCUCCGCGCUGCUGGCCAUCAGCAACAUCAUCCUCGACGACGUGCCUCCCACUCUCGCCGUGUCUCCUCUGCCCCUCAACGGCGGCAACAACGGCUUCGGCGGCAGCGACUUUUGGGAAACGUCGGUGAUAAGAGAACUUCGGGAUGGACCAACCUUUGGCACCGGCGGCCCCAACUUCAACACAACCACCACAGAGAGGCUCCUGCUCUCCGACGACGACGACGACGACGAUGAGCCCCCCUUCAGUGGUUGCUUCUCGGCACCCGGAAUCGACGGCAACAACGGCAACAACCAACAGCAGCACCAGCACCAGCAGAAGCAACAGAAACCGCAGUGGCUGGAAGACGAGGAGGACCAGGUCCCCAUGAGCGCGUUCGAAGUUAUCAUCGACCAGGUGUUGAAAAAGGCCAAGACACAGAUGAUGACCGGCGUCACCAGGGUAGUGGAAGACGUCCUAGUCAACCUUUCAGGGGACAUCCACCUGGAACUAACAAAAUGGAAAUCCGCCUCAGGCCUGAAGCAUGGGGCCACGGGGGCGAUGGACCCGGUACCGCCGUUCACGCCUCCACCCCCCCGUUCGGCAACCACCCUUCUUCCCCGCACCCCUCCCGCUGGACUCUCGUCGCUCCUCCUGCGUUCGACAGGGUCGCAAAUUUCGCUAGCGUCCGCCGCGCACGGCAGCGUGGACCCCUCCUCCGCCCCCCCAUUCGCUGCACCCGCUGCUGCGGCCGCUGCCACCGCCGCAGACGGGAGCUUUUCCGGGAGCCUGCAGUCGCUGGACCUUGCAGCCGUUGCUGCCGCCGCCGCGGAGGCGAUUUGCCUCUCUGCGGCCGGCGUGUUCGGCGACGAUGAUGGCGAUAGCGCGACCCCUACCGCCCCAGCCACCACCCCUGCAACGACCACCGGUGUCACUGCCACCGUUGCUGACGAGCCGAUCGGGGUUGCCCCGGUCCCUGUGUCAGCCGGGGAUGAUCAGGCUCUUUCUGUUGCCACUACUGCGGCCACGAUGUCCGCCCCUACUCCCUUCCACUCGGCCACCGCUACCGUCACCAACCUCCUCUCAGCAGCCACCACCAGCCCGCCACCGGUGAUGCCGAUCGACCUGUCGUCUCCAGUCACCGGCAACGAGAGCGUGGGCGCCUCCGCAACGGGCACCACCGGUGUCCCCGACCUUUCACGCAGCGAAGAGAUUCUCUCUCCACCGACCGACGCUUGUUGUGGGGCCAACAACCCCGACGAUGCCGUAGCCUCCCCGACGACUUCCGCCGCCGUGGGCACCUCAAACAACAACGGAGCUUCCACGCCUUCCGGCGUUCUCGCCGCCGCACGCAACUUGACCACCACGCCCACGCCUUCUGCCGCCCCGACCUCGGAUGCUCCCGCCAUCUGCCCCACCCCUUCCCCCGGUGGAAUUGCCAUCGCCGCCGGCACCUCUCCGCCCCCCGCGUCUACCGUUCCACUUCUCGCGGGAACUACCGCCGCCGUCACCACCUCCGCCGGUGUCAUCGUCGGCGUCGAGUCUCCCUCCACCCCUGUGGUGCCCCCGGUCCUGCCCUCGCCAGGAUCCACCCCGAAGGGGAUCAUCGAGCGUGAGCUGAAGGUGGACAUUGCUUUAAACUCCAUCGCUGUACGCAACUCGGCUACCACGCCCACGCGUUCCGCUGCCCCCACCGUGGGUGCUCCCGCCAUCUAUCCCGCCCCUCCCCCCAGCGGCACCGCCGCCACCACCGCUGCUGCCGCCGCCGCCGGUAUUUCUCCGACUCCGGUCUUUACUCAUCCACUCCUCGCGGAAACUACCGCUACCGUCGCCGCCGCCGCCGCCGCCGGUUCCUCUUCGACCCCCACGGCUACUGUUCCACCCGCGGCAACUAUGUCCACCGCGACCACCACCGCCGCUAUCGUCGUCAGCGCCAGGUCUCCUUCCACCUCUGCGGUGCCCCCGGUCAUGCCCUCACCAGGAUCAGCCCCGAAGGGGAUCAUCGAGCAUGCUCCCGCCACCUGCCCCGCCCCGUCCCCCGACGGCAUCGCCGCUGCCGCCGCCGCCGGCACCUCUCCGGCUCCCAAGUCUACUGUUCCACUCGCGGGAACUGCCGCAACCAUGACCACGACCGCAACCGCUGCCGCCGGUAGCUUUCCGACCCCCAAGUUUUCUGUUCCACUCCUGGCGGGAACUACCCCCACCGCCAAUGCUGCCGCCGCCGCCGGUACUUCUCAGACUGCCGUGUCUGCUGUUCCACUCCUCGCGGGAACUACCGCUACCGCCGCCGCCGCCGCCGCCGCCGGUAGCUCUCCGACCGCCAGGUCUGCUGUUCCACUCCUCGCGGAAACUACCGCUACCGCCCCCGCUGCCGCCGCCGGUACCUCUCCGGCUCCCAAGUCUACUGUUCCUCUCGCGGGAACUGCCGCAACCACGACCACGACCGCAACCGCUGCCGCCGGUAGCUUUCCGACCCCCAGGUUUUCUGCUCCACUCCUGGCGGGAACUACGCCCACCGCCAAUGCUGCCGCCGCCGCCGGUACUUCUCAGACUGCCGUGUCUGCUGUUCCACUCCUCGCGGGAACUACCCCGACCGUCACCGAUGGCGCUGGCGCCGCCGCCGCCGGUAGCUCUCCGACCGCCAGGUCUGCUGUUCCACUCCUCGCGGGAACUACCCCCACCGCCGCCGCCGUCGCCGUCGCCGUCGCCGGUACCUCUCCGGCUCCCAAGUCUACCGUUCCACUCCUCGCGGGAACUGCCGCCACCACCCCCACCGCCGCCGCCGCUGUCGUCGUCGGCGUCAGGUCUCCUUCCACCUCUGCGGUGCCGCCGUUCAUGCCCUCGCCAGGAUCAGCCCCGAAGGGGAUCAUCGAACGUGAGCGGAGGGCAAGCAGCGCCUCAAACACCACCACCCCCGCUUCCUCCUCCGGGAAGGAGAAGCAGAGGCCACCGAUGCGCUUCCACGCCGCCGCUACCGCCAUGGCAUCGCCGGCGCGCCCGCUGCCCGGGUACGCGAACGCCGUGGAAAAAGGACGGCUCCAAUCUGCGGAAGCUGCUGCCGCAGCCGCCACCGACGCCGCUGCCGCCACCACGACCACGACCACGCCGCUGAAGCCGAGCAGCACCAACGUUCAAGAGACCCCGGCCCGGAAGGCAUCGACAGACAAGGGUACCGCCGCCGUGCCGGCACGUUCCGGCGGGGCCGCGGCGUCUCGUGUCGGAACUUCUCCGCCGCCGACCGGGGCGGGCACCAAGACCACCGCCAGGAGAGCUUCGCAAGGCGGGGGCGCCGUGUCGCCGAUGCCGUCGGGGAGCUCGCCGGUGCACGCGGUCUCCGCGGCUUCCGUCAGGCAGAGGAGGAGUGCUGGCGCCGACCGCGCCGCAGCUGUUGCCGCCGUGUUUGGGGCCGGGUCGCCGUUGAGACGCGGCGGGGUGCUCGAGAUGGUGGCGUCGGUUGGCGCGCCAGGGGUGCUCGGCGGCACUGCUGCCGGUCCUGCGUUCCUCCGGGGAUCGCAGCUAGGGUCCAGUUCGCUCGACGAGGUUGCGGACGCACCGGCGGCGGCGGCGGCAGCGGCGGCGGCGGCGGCGGUUAGCGUCUCUGCCAACGCCGGGACGAGGCUGCCGUUGGGGGCCAGGCGGUUGAGCGGGGUCUCGGGGGUGGCGUCGCCGUCACGGGUGGGCGGCGUUGGCCCCGGCGCAGCACGGUCGCCUUUCGGAUCCGUUCUGCUCAACAAGGCGACCUACGGGUCGGCACGCGCGAGCGGAGCAGCUGCUGCUUCUUCUUCUUCUCCGGUGGGUCGCCCGGCAGGGUUCACCCUUGAUAAGGAGAACCCGGCCACUGGAGGGUCGCACGCCAAAGGAGGCGCGGAGGAGAGGCUCUCGACCGUCCGGAGGACUCCGGCCGGCGGCGGCAAGACGAUGUCCAUGCUCGCGCAGGCCGCGGAAGCACGCAAGACAACAUCCUCGAGCAGCACCCAGGCGUCCACGCGACGGGUAUCCGGCAGGGAGAAGAAGGGAGCCGCUGCUGCGGCCGCGGCGGCGGCGACGACUUGCGCGUCGACGAGGUCUGUGAGGACGCGGAGCGUCUUGGCUGCUUCCAACCGGGCAUCCGUCGAGCCGUCGACGAAGGGGGCACCGGCACCGGCAACGACAGCGCCCACCACCAGGAGGAGCGCAAGGAUCGCCGCCGGUUUGGCAAAGUCGUGCGCCAAGAAGUCAAUCGACGGAAUCGGGAGGAGGUCCUCCUGGAGCAGGGACGGGGCGCCGUCGUCGGCUAAGGACAAGCCGCGCUGGAGAUGA